Sphaeramia orbicularis (orbiculate cardinalfish) is the source of this 631-nucleotide messenger RNA. It is a transcript of the gene uqcr11, whose product is annotated as ubiquinol-cytochrome c reductase, complex III subunit XI. Lineage: Eukaryota; Metazoa; Chordata; Actinopteri; Kurtiformes; Apogonidae. Gene Ontology annotation, cellular component: mitochondrial inner membrane. The record is from RefSeq and is a predicted model, not a curated record. Gene Ontology annotation, biological process: mitochondrial electron transport, ubiquinol to cytochrome c. Bases 83 to 253 code for a protein of 56 amino acids. The transcript is spliced from 3 exons.
GUGUAUGAUGCGAAUGAAAACCGGAAGCUCCUUCAAGUCUUCGCAGCGGCACGACUAGUGUGUCGAGUACAACUUUGCCAAAAUGAUCAGUAAAAUAAUUGGUCCGAAGUACGCGGCUAUCGCUAAAUCAUGGAUCCCAACUCUGGCUGUAUGGGGCACAGCUGGAGGUGUAGCACUAGUCCACUUCACAGACUGGAGAUUAUUUUUGGACUAUGUUCCCUACAUCAGUGGCAAAUUUAAGAAGGAUGAGUAGUGGCAUUCAGGUGUUUCUGCACAAUGACUAAAAUAAAGAGCAACAUCUGCAGCAGCUGGUGUUGUACAUUGUGGUCCAAAAGCAUGACCGGCCAGUGGAUCCCAUCAUCACCUUAACAUCGACACUUCCACCAUACCAUCCUCUGAAAUGCAUUGGGGUUCAGCAUUUCAGUCUGUCUCCCUCAGCCGGUGACGAUGUCAAGAAACAAGAAACAUGAAAACAAAUGAAACAUGGACUUUUUGCUUUUCGUCUUAGGUUGGGGUCAGGUAUUUAUUUUAAUCUCCAAUUUCCUGUGUGCGUUCUGAUUCACAGAUGAACUCAGUGUCUUUCAUGUUACACUGUAUUGUUCUGAAGUAAAGUAUGUGAGAUUAUAUCCUA